Molecule: messenger RNA, 4794 nt
Organism: Lepus europaeus (European hare)
Lineage: Eukaryota; Metazoa; Chordata; Mammalia; Lagomorpha; Leporidae
Gene: TBC1D2B
Product: TBC1 domain family member 2B
Exons: 13
Coding region: 286-2787 (833 amino acids)
Source: RefSeq, a predicted model, not a curated record
CGGGAGCCGGCGCGGCUGUGCGGCUACCUGCAGAAGCUGUCGGGCAAGGGCCCGCUGCGUGGCUACCGCAGCCGCUGGUUCGUGUUCGACGCGCGCCGCUGCUACCUCUACUACUUCAAGAGCCCGCAGGACGCGCUGCCCCUCGGCCACCUGGACAUCGCCGACGCCUGCUUCAGCUACCAGGGCCCCGACGAGGCGGGCGAGGCGGGUGCCGAGCCGCCCGCGCACUUCGAGGUGCACAGCGCGGGAGCCGUGACGGUGCUCAAGGCUCCUAACCGGCAGCUCAUGACCUACUGGUUGCAGGAGCUCCAGCAGAAGAGAUGGGAGUAUUGCAACAGCCUGGACGCGGCCAAGUGGGACAGCCGCUCCUCCCCAGCGGCCGGGGGCGAGUUCCCCAAGGGCCUGGUGGCCAGAGACAACACAGAUAUGAUUUACCCGAACCCAAAUGCCUCUGCGGAAACAGCGAGAAAUGUCCUGGCCGUGGAGACCGCGCCGGGAGAGCUGGUGGGAGAACAAGCCGCCAACCAACCGGCCCCGGGGCACCCCAACGCCAUUAACUUCUACUCCCUGAAGCAGUGGGGCAGCGAGCUCAAGAACUCCUUGCGGCCCGGGAGAGGACACAGCGACAGCCGCAGGACUGUGUUUUAUACCAAUGAGGAGUGGGAGCUGCUGGACCCGCCCCCCAGAGACCUGGAGGACCCGAUGGUGCAGGAGGACAAGAAGAAGCCGGGCCCCGAAGGAAACAAAGGAGUGGCUGGCUCGGGAUUCCCCUUUGAUUUUGGACGGAACCCCUACAAAGGAAAGCGCCCUUUGAAAGACAUCAUCGGGUCCUACAAGAAUCGGCACAGCAGCGGGGACCCUGCCGGCGAGGGCGCGUCGGCGGGUGGCGGCGUCGGCAAGCCGGCCCCCGACGUGCAGCUGCAGGUGCACAGCCAGCAGGAGGAGCUGGAGCGGCUGAGGAAGGACCUGUCCAGUCAGAAGGAGCUCGUGCGGCUGCUGCAGCAGACGGUGCGCUCCUCGCAGUAUGACCGGUACUUCAGCAGCAGCCGGCCCGGGGAGGGCAUCCCCAAGGGCCUGCUGGCGCUCCUGCACCAGAAGGACGACCAGAUCCUAGGCCUCACCGGCCAGCUGGAGAGGUGCGGCCUGGAGAGAGAGAGCCUGCAGCAGGAGGUGCGCGCACUCAAGGGCAAGGUCGGCGAGCUCAACGAGCAGCUGGGCAUGCUGAUGGAGACCAUCCAGGCCAAGGACGAGGUCAUCGUCAAGCUCAGCGAGAGCGAGGGCAGCACGUCUCCUCCCCCGGUGGGGCCUGGCUCCCCCCUGGCUGCCCCCGCCGGCCACGACCAGCUGGAGGUGGACAGGCUGAAGGAUAAUCUACAAGGAUACAAAACCCAGAAUAAGUUUCUCAAUAAGGAGAUUUUAGAACUCUCAGCUCUACGAAGAAACGCAGAAAGGAGGGAGCGGGAGCUGAUGGCCAAGUAUUCCAGCCUGGAAGCCAAGCUCUGCCAGGUCGAGAGCAAGUACCUGAUACUGCUGCAGGAGAUGCAGGCGCCAGUGUGCUCGGAAGAGCAGGGCCCCGCGCGGGACGUCAUCGCGCAGCUGCUGGAGGACGCCCUGCAGGUGGAGAGCCAGGAGCAGCCGGAGCAGGCGGUCCUGAAACCUCACCUUGUCAGCGAAUACGACAUCUACGGGUUCAGGACCGUGCCCGAGGACGGCGAGGAGGAGAAGCUGGUGGCCAGGGUCCGCGCGCUCGACCUGAAGACGCUGUACCUCACAGAGAACCAGGACGUCUCCACCGGCGUCAAGUGGGAGAACUAUUUUGCGAGCACAAUGAACAGGGAGAUGGUGCGCUCCCCGGAGCUGAAGAACCUGAUCCGGGCCGGCAUCCCCCACGAGCACCGCUCCAAGGUGUGGAAGUGGUGCGUGGACCUGCACAGGAGGAAGUUCAAGGACGGCGCCGAGCCCGGCUACUUCCAGGCCCUGCUGCAGAAGGCGCUGGAGAAGCAGAACCCGGCCUCCAAGCAGAUCGAGCUGGACCUGCUGCGCACGCUGCCCAACAACAAGCACUACUCGAGCCCCACGUCCGAGGGCGUCCAGAAGCUGCGCAGCGUCCUGCUCGCCUUCUCCUGGCGCAACCCAGACAUCGGCUACUGCCAGGGCCUCAACCGGCUCGCGGCAGUGGCCCUCCUGUACCUGGAGCAGGAGGACGCCUUCUGGUGUCUGGUGGCCAUCGUGGAGGUUUUCAUGCCACGGGACUAUUACACGAAGACCCUCCUGGGAUCCCAGGUGGACCAACGGGUGUUCAGAGACCUCAUGAGUGAGAAGCUGGCCCGGCUGCACGCCCACUUUGAACAGUACAAAGUCGACUACACCCUCAUCACGUUCAACUGGUUCCUGGUGGUGUUUGUGGACAGCGUCGUCAGUGACAUCCUCUUUAAGAUCUGGGACUCCUUCCUUUACGAGGGGCCAAAGGUUAUUUUCCGCUUCGCCCUGGCGCUUUUUAAGUACAAGGAAGAGGAGAUCCUGAAACUGCAAGACUCCAUGUCCAUCUUCAAAUAUCUCCGCUACUUCACCCGCACCAUCCUGGACGCCAGGAAGCUCAUCAGCAUCUCCUUUGGAGACCUGAACCCCUUCCCCCUGCGCCAGAUCCGGAACCGGCGCGCCUACCACCUGGAGAAGGUGCGGCUGGAGCUGACGGAGCUGGAGGCCAUCCGCGAGGACUUCCUGCGCGAGCGGGACAGCAGCCCCGACAAGGGCGAGCUGGUCAGCGACGAGGAGGAGGACACCUGAGCCCCGCCCUGGACGCUGCUGCUCUCACCGCCAGUGCGCCCGCGGGCCGGGCCCAGCGCUCCCUGGGAUGUGCAGCCGCGCCCUGCCUGACCGGGAGCCCUCGGCACUUCCCAGCGGGCUGUUGGGGGCGUCCGUUUGUGGCGCCCGCCCCUCGGCACCCUGACCUUGCCGGCGCUCCCAUGUUCUCCCAGCAGCGAUGGGCACUGCGUGCGUGUUUUGGCGGCUGCACAUGGCAGGUGCAGGGAGUGUAGGGGCCGUCCUUGGAAGACCAAGGCUGCCCCCAGCCCACGCCACCAGCCAUGCCCGUCGCUGGACUUUGCCCAAGGGGGCCCCCAGCCCGAGUGGUCAGCCUGGCCGCCCCGGCCAGCCCCGUGGAAAACGCUGCCUCAGCUGGGCGCUGGUGUGGAAGGCGCUCUCCAAGUACAGGAGGGCUGGGCUGGCAGGUGAACUGCAGAGCAGGCCCCCGGGCCGGCCUCGGUGGAGGGGACAGGGAGCUUCUCUGGGCGGCUCUGGGGGGCGGGGUGUGGUGCAGAGUGAGCCAUCUUGGACAGAGCCGGUGUGGGGUGGGGAUAUGGGGCUGUCAGGGCCCAGGGCUGGGGGUCACUCUGGUGUCUCUGGGGACGCCGGCUCUGCGAGCCAGAGCACGUGGCUGUGGUGGCGGAGUGUGUGCAGCUGUGUCCAGGGGGCACCGUCUCGGUGCAGCCUCCCUGUGGUGUUUGGUGUGGGACACACUUGUCUGAGCUCCGCCCACCUGUUUUCAGUUGCUUUUUUUUUUUUCUUUUCUGUGUAGAGAGAGCUGGUCUCUAACAAGCCAAAAGCCAUGGUUCCUUCUCAGGAAUCAGAAGUGGGGUUCCUCUUGCUCUUCUGUUUGUUGGCUGCGGUCCAAGGCCCAGCUGCUUUGGGAGGUGACCCUGAGAUGCAGACCUGGCUGUCUCGCUGCUGGGACCACACGCUGGGGGCUCCUGGCCACCGCCCUGGGGCGACACGAUGGCUGUCAGCAUGGGGGAGGGUGGGGGUGGGCCCACUGCAUCAGCUGCCGUCCUGGGGCCCACUCGCGGCCCUGAAGGAUCUUACGAGCACUACCGCUGGGGAGUUGAGACUGGAGCCCCGAGGGAGAAGACCUGGAGGAGCCUUCCCGGCACCAGCGCCUGGCGUCCUGGGAGCCGGCGGCAGAGGGAGCCCUGGGCCUGGCCCACUCUAGGGGCGGGAUGAGCUGACUCCUCCUCCUGGAGCUGCAGGUCCCAGUGUUUGCAGCCAGCACUCCCCCCCACCCCCACCCCUCGAGGGCCCCUGAGGUCCCCCUACCUCCGCCAGCGCCCUGGGUGGCAGCGGCUGCCUCACUGCGGUCAUCUGGACCCGUGCCAACACCAGCCGUGGCCCUGCAAGGGCGGCCUUGCCAGCUGUCCUGGCGCCCCCGGGCAGGAAGCCCCAGGGUGGCCCCAGCCUGCUUGCCCUGUGCCCGUACCGGCCAGCAGAGGCCCCCUCACCCCGUGGGGACGGCCAGCUCCCGCGUCCACGGGGUUUUUAUUGGCCCUGUUAGUACUUGUGUAUAUUUUCACUACAGUUUCUAUUUUUAUAGGCUAUUUUAUCAAGGUUUUUCUCUACCGUGCACAUCUAUUUUAUAUAGCAAGUCCUGACCGCGCGGGUGUGUGAGGCCCGGGGCCCCCGCACCCGCCGCGCCUGGUGCCACCAUUUCCCGCGGGCCUGCCGGACUUCCUGUGCGAUGCCCCUGCUCGCCCCAGCCCGGCGCUGCGGGAAGCUGUUCUGGUGUCUGCAUUGUGUGGACAGAGGAAGUCAGGGAAACACCAGGCCAAACGCCCGUGUCAUCGCCCCCACGCCCUGCGCGGCGCUGCCUCCAGCCCGCCACGGGGCGUCCUCGCAGGGCAGGCUGGGGGGUCGCUGCCCGGCCACACUGUCCUUUCCCACGCGGCGGCCUCGCUGCCCAUGCACACGUUACCUUUUGGAGCGGUGGUCACCACGGGAAGAAUAAAAUACUAAUUUGUACAA